Molecule: messenger RNA, 633 nt
Organism: Haliotis rubra (blacklip abalone)
Lineage: Eukaryota; Metazoa; Mollusca; Gastropoda; Lepetellida; Haliotidae
Product: short-chain collagen C4-like
Exons: 4
Coding region: 1-570 (189 amino acids)
Source: RefSeq, a predicted model, not a curated record
AUGACGCAGUCAUUUCUUGUUAAGGGUAAUGGCGGAGCGGUCUACACUCGAUGGAGAAAAACUGAAUGUCCGUCUAAAACUCAACUUGUAUAUAAAGGAAUAGCUGGAGGAACUCAUUUUAGUCAUAAGGCCGGACCUGCUAAUAUCCUGUGCCUGCCAGACAACCCUGAAUAUGGAAAACACACUCCAGGGUUUCAAGCUGAAGGUGUUAUCUACGGUACAGAAUAUCAAACCAAACAUCAAUCCAUCAGUUUCAAACGCCUUCAUGACCAUGACGUUCCCUGUGCUGUGUGCAGAAGAACAACCAAAACAAGCGUCAUCAUGGUGCCUGCCAAGAUGUCCUGCUUUCCUGGGUGGCAUGUAGAGUACACGGGGUAUCUGAUGAGUGGCCGUUUUAAUCAUGCUGGUAGUGAGUAUCUGUGUGUUGAUGGUGAUGCAGAGAAGGAUCGCAGUGGCCAUGAAAACAAGAACGGGCAACUCUUGUAUCUUGUUGAAGGUGUCUGUGGUUCCCUGCCAUGUCCUCCAUACAAGAAUAACUGGGAGCUGAGAUGCACUGUUUGCUCGAAAUAGGUCACAGCCAAUGCGCCACUGUCAUAUACGUGAAUAAAACCAUUUUGCGUGCAUGAAAACAAA